Molecule: messenger RNA, 660 nt
Organism: Mesorhabditis spiculigera
Lineage: Eukaryota; Metazoa; Nematoda; Chromadorea; Rhabditida; Rhabditidae
Source: the annotation of a GenBank genome assembly
AUGCGCUUUGUGCACUUCACUGACGUCGAAAAUAUCCAAUUCGACGAUGCUGAUGCGGUAUUUAAGGAGGAUAUUAUUCAAUUUGCCAAUGGUAACGAAGCGUAUUUCGAUGAUGAUUAUGAUGAUGAAGAGGAUGAUACGAAUGAUGACUAUGCUGAUCAUGACACUGAUGAUGAUGGGGAAGACCAUGAUACUGUUCCUGGUCCGGGGCCGUUUCCGGGACCCGGCGGUCAGUUUCCGUUCCCGUUCCCAACCUUCCCACCAAUAACCACGACACCCCAUUGCAUCGCCAACUCCGCGUGGAAGACAUGCUCCUCUCUGUGUGAGCCGACUUGCGCCAACCAGCGGCCGGUUUGCAAUCGUGCCUGUGCGCCAGCGAAAUGCCAGUGCAAUCCAGGAUACUACCGUAGCCCAAGCGGCCUUUGCGUACAGUGGAACCAGUGCUACAUGACCACCACCACGACACGUGCUCCUCUGAACUGCGCCAAUGUCCUCUGCGCCCCCGGGACGUACUGUGUCCAAACCACCACCGGUCCCCGUUGUCAACCUGUCCCGCCAGCGGUGACGUGUGACACACUGAAAUGCGCGGUACUCUACAAGUGUGAAGAGAGGAGGGUGAGCGAACGGAAACUGAAAAAGGACAUAAGCCCUAAAUCUCGU